AUGGGGGCAACUGAUACUGCAGCUUUCGCUGUUCCAAUUGCAAUUGUCCUGAUGGUGGCCAUUGUUGCUGUUCCAUGCACAUACGUACGGGCGAUGAACAAACGGCGUCUUCGGAAGCGACAACAGGCGAGGAAAGAUAGGGUUUGGGGAUCUUCUGUUGCCAUCGAGUUGUCGGAGCUGGAAAGAACUGCUGAUACUGUGGCUACGAAUCCAAAUAAUCACGUUCAGCCGCCAGAAUCGGCCAUGACUAGGACUGUUCGACAACCCGAAAGAGAUUCGUUGGGGUUAGCUAUUCCUCCAUAUUCAUCUGCAGACGUACAACCGUUGUCACCGAGAGAGCUGGAACUGGUGGCGCAGAUGAGCACUAUGGCUGAGAGGAUACGUGGGUUAGAGGAGAGAAACAGAAGUAGGCCGCCAGAGUAUCAGAAAACUAGUUCUCCGAAUUCUACAGAAGCAGAGCCGCAGAGGGGGGGAUAA
Molecule: messenger RNA, 477 nt
Organism: Marasmius oreades (fairy-ring Marasmius)
Lineage: Eukaryota; Fungi; Basidiomycota; Agaricomycetes; Agaricales; Marasmiaceae
Exons: 2
Coding region: 1-477 (158 amino acids)
Source: RefSeq, a predicted model, not a curated record